Aspergillus steynii IBT 23096 is the source of this 681-nucleotide messenger RNA. RefSeq lists its product as uncharacterized. The transcript is spliced from 2 exons. The coding region runs from base 1 to 681 and encodes 226 amino acids. NCBI's taxonomy places the organism in Eukaryota, Fungi, Ascomycota, Eurotiomycetes, Eurotiales, Aspergillaceae. The record is from RefSeq and is a predicted model, not a curated record.
AUGGCUUCAUUCAACAGAGAAGGGUCCUGGAGCACUCGCUCGGGCCAAGGUCUCGAACAACAUCCACAAACUGCCCGGUUUCCCCCUCAUAUAUCCUAUGGGCCAAAUGGCAGGAGACCUCGGGGAAACAGAAACAAGAGAAGAGGUGGCUCCGGCCACGACGAAGAUCGACAUCAACAGAACUCGUCCCGCCCCUUCGAUCCGCGCGCAAGCCACAAUGCUGCAGCGAGCAACCAUACCCAGCAGCAGGCCCGCCGGUCAGGGGUAAGAAACUAUCCGACCAAACCUCAAGGAGAGAACCGUGUCCAGCGUCCUCCGCAUCGAAACCAAAACCAAAACCCAAACAGAAACAACAACCGGAAGUUUAACAAUGUCUUCAUCCCAAGAGCGGGAAAUUCUAAAGGUCGCCGGCCUCAAACCCGGUGCCUUAUCGACCCAGAUGGCGACGUUGUGAUGAAAGAUGUAUCUGAACGCUUUCGACAGGAGAUUCACCGGGAAGAUCCUGACUCGGACGUGGAGAUGAUCGACGUGUUUCUGCCCUUGGAGCAUCCGUUGAUCCCGCUGGUCCAGGCUGCGGCCCGAUCGGCACCUCCUAAUGCCCGGAAAAACCGAAACAACAAAAGAUUCGGGAGACGGGAUGCUGAUGGCGACACUCUAAUGCUUGACGCUCCCCCUCUCUAG